CUUUAAAGUCUGAACUUUCAUUUCUCUCCUGGCUCACCAGAGAGCAACUUAGUGACUGAAUUCUCAGGACAUAGUCUUUGGCCUCCAUUUGCUCCUCUCCGCAGAGUUUGGGUCUCUCAGUUGGUGUCUGAAGAUGUGAGAACAAUUUUAGGGUGCAGAGUUUGGAGGAAUUUAUAAGAAAACACUGUCUUUGCUCUGCUUGUCAUUGUAGUCCUUCCUUGACUUCUGCACUGGGUUCAUUCGGAACCUCUAUUUCGUACAUGGCCCUGUUUCUCCAUCCUUAUCACAUAGGCACCUCAGCAGAAGUGCUAUGACAUAGGAUUACAGCAACGAUGGCCUCAUCAAUCCUCGAGAUGAUAAAGGACGAGGUAACCUGUCCUAUCUGUCUGGAGCUCCUGAAGGAACCUGUGAGCACUGAUUGUGACCACAGCUUCUGUCGAGCCUGCAUCACACUAAACUAUGAGUCCAGCAAAAGCAGAGGCACAGAAGAGGGCAGCUGCCCUGUGUGCCGAGUUCGUGUCCCAUUUGGGAAUCUGAGAACUAAUCGACAAAUGGCCAAUAUAGUUGAGAGGCUCAAGGGGUUCAAGUCCAUUCCAGAGGGGGAGCAGAAAGUGAAUGUCUGUGCACAACAUGGAGAGAAACUCCAGCUCUUCUGUAAGAAGGACAUGAUGGCCAUCUGCUGGGUUUGUGAGAGAUCUCAGGAGCACCAUGGUCACCAAACAGCUCUCAUUGAAGAGGUGGACCAUGAGUACAAGGAGAAGCUACAGACAGCCCUGCAGAAGCUGAUGGAAAAUGAGAAAAGAUGUGAUGAAUGGCAGGAUGACCUUCAGCAACAGAGAGCUGACUGGGAGAACCAAAUACAGAGCAGUGUAGAAAAUGUUCAGAGACAGUUUAACGGAUUAAGAGAGUUCCUGGACUCCAAGGAGAAUGGGGAGCUGCAUAGGCUCAAGGAAGAGAAGGAAGAGGUUGUGAAAAGGCUGGGAGAGUCUGAAAAUGAGCUGGUGCAGCAGAGGCAGUGGGUGAGAGACCUCAUCUCAGAUGUGGAACAUCAGUUGGAGCUCUCAACCAUGGAAAUGCUGCAGAAUGUGAAUAAUGUCCUGAGAAGGAGUCAGACCUUGAGACUGAAACAGCCCCAAAUGAUCCCGAAAAAAACAUACCAACCUCCAGAUCUGAACAGCAUGCUACAAUCAUUUCAAGGGCUCAUGAUGUCCAGUGAUACUGGGUGCAAUAAUAAUUCAUCCUUUUCCAUACUCCCGAAGAAACAGCUGUUUCACCUUUAGAAGAAGUAGCACCUCUGAUCCACCCACCACUGUUGGAACACAAUCAAAAGAAUGCCACAUGAUUGUGAACAAUGCCUUGGAGACCUGUGACAGUGGCCCCAGAAGGGGAAUAAAGGCAGAGGGACUUUUACCUCAAAUGGAUUCUGUUCCCUGGAUUGUUCUUGGAUGUGAUUUCAUGCCUGUUGGGAGAAAAAUUCUCAUUCAAUUUGUAAGAGUUGCUUAUUCUUUUUGGAUGUCGGAAUAUAGCUACAGAUCCAUUCUGGUGAAAGCAUAUGCUGAGUAUUUGCCACAAUGUAUCCUGAAUCUGAAUAUGGCCUUGACCCUUGCUUUCAUGAUUUACCAGAUAUAGCUUAUAGUAAAUUUCAGCCAAUUGUGUCUAAAUUUUUCUGCCUUGAGAAAGUUCCAGGAAGGGCUGCUCUGUUAAUAUUUAGUAUAUACUUACUAGCACAUAUUUACAUAUAUUUCUAAACUCAAAUAACCUUUCCUAAAUUGUAGUUUUCUUUGUAUACUCGUAUAUAAAAGUACUGAAGUACAGUCUGCAGCAUUAGAUUAUAUUCUGCCCCAUUCUUUCAAGUCUUCAAACCCCAGUUCUUUUUGAUAGAUCUACCUGGUUUGUGGUUCCAGAGACAGAAUUCAGGUCUUCAUGCAUGCUGAGAAGGUGCCCCAUCAUGGAGCUUUCUGCCCCAACUCUGUCAGGUCUCCACAGGCCCAUUCUUUCUGUCACUCAUAAAAGAUAAACGAAAGUUCUUCUGCAGCUUGCCUAGUGGUUUUGAAAAUUAUGUGUACGAGCAUCUCGCUAAGGAAUGGGCCUUAGCAGAAGGUCAUUUUAGCGGCAAUGCUUGCGCCUCAUCAAAUAGUUAAGAAGGAAAUAUUUCAAAUGGUACCAAAUAAGACUCCUUUGUAAGCUUAGAUUUUUCAAACCCACUUUAAUAAGGGUUCUAAGGUGCUUUAACCUCCCCUCUAGUCCAUCACCCACCAGACCGUGAAAAGGAAAGGUUAAUAGAGCACAGGAGGAUGUGGACCUGUUUAGAAAUACUUCUUUGAGGUGAAUCUGUCUGCACUGUCAGGAUAUCAGCCGUUCAGAUCACAGAAGUCAACAGUGGUAGCUCAGUCUGCUUGCAAACACCAUUGCGAAUCAGCAAUGGCUGUUCAUUCCAGAAGAAACAGUGAGGCUCUGCCAAUCACCCUAAGACCAACAAAGACCAGUAAAGACCACCAAAGAACAGCAAAGAACAGCUGUGUCUGUGAAAAAUGCAAGAGAGAGCACUUACAGGGCAGCAAGUAGAAUCCAGAUGUGGCAUCACACCCUGGCAGAGGAUGCAGCAGCCCAUUCAAAACUGUGGCCAUGCUUUGGUUGAAGAAUGAGAAUACCUGGAGUAUAAACUCACAAGUGUUUUUACUUUUAUCAAAUUAUAAAUCUACAUUUAUACUUAAGAUAAAAAUGUUCAAAUUAAUAGAUCUUCAAAAUUCUUUUUGUUUAAUAUUUCCUCUCAAAUAGUGUUCCAUGGGAAUCCCUUUCCUCUGUUAGAAAUAAAUGUCAAUGUAUAUUGUACACAGUUAGAAUCACACACAUGGUAGCACUGCUCACUGAAAGUGUGGCCAGUGCUUUGCUCACCUGGUCAUCUUCAUCCUUUUCACUGAGGUCAGAGGGUAAUGGCAGACUAAAUAUAAAGUCUAAUCUUUGCAGAGUUGGGAGUGGAAUUCUGCCUAGAGAGAACAUUCAUGCAGAGUUAGAUCAUAAUCUGGGUAUUUAAUAGUUUUAAUUCCCAAACAGGCCUUAGGAAGAAACAGAGAAAGCCUUAAGUAAAAUGUAGAAAAGACAGAGACAUGGUAGCUCUUGCCUCUAUAUUUCCAGGAAUUAGAAACUAUCCUAACACUCUAAAUACUUGGUGAGUUCUAGGCCAGGCUUGAAUAUAGACUAAAUCCCUGCCUCAAAAGAAAUGUUAGAGGGUUUUUCAUAACUAUUAACAUUUCAGAAGACUUGGAACAUCAAAGCAUUGUUUGUAAGCAAUUGUGUCCACAGCAAGAACAACAGUGAGGCUUAUGACCUCAUCAAGAUAUGAAAUUUAGGUAAGUGUAUAGCUAUGGAUAGAGCACUAGCCCAGCAUCCACAAGGACCGUGGUUCAAUCACUGAAGUCAAAAGCCAAACUAAACAACAACAGCAAAAGUUCAUGAUCCCAGCACUGGGGAGGCUAAGGGAGCUAGAGCUCAUUUAGGGUCAGUCUAUCUGAAAGGAAGAAGAGUAUAAGACAGUUGUAAGUAUGUGAAAUAAAUUCAAACUACAGAGUUA
Mus musculus (house mouse) is the source of this 3571-nucleotide messenger RNA. Its product is annotated as predicted gene, 38525. NCBI's taxonomy places the organism in Eukaryota, Metazoa, Chordata, Mammalia, Rodentia, Muridae. The transcript is spliced from 8 exons. The coding region runs from base 333 to 1280 and encodes 315 amino acids. The record is from RefSeq and is a predicted model, not a curated record.